Vicugna pacos (alpaca) is the source of this 974-nucleotide messenger RNA. It is a transcript of the gene CERS1, whose product is annotated as ceramide synthase 1. Gene Ontology annotation, molecular function: sphingosine N-acyltransferase activity. Lineage: Eukaryota; Metazoa; Chordata; Mammalia; Artiodactyla; Camelidae. Gene Ontology annotation, biological process: ceramide biosynthetic process. The record is from RefSeq and is a predicted model, not a curated record. Gene Ontology annotation, cellular component: membrane.
GCUGCUGCUGCUGGCGCUCUGCGCGCUCGGCUGGACCGCGCUGCGCUCGGCGGCCACUUCGCGCCUCUUUCGGCCCCUAGCCAAGCGGUGCCGCCUCCAGCCUAGAGAUGCCGCCAAGAUGCCUGAGAGUGCCUGGAAAUUUCUCUUCUACCUGGGCGCCUGGAGCUACAGCGCCUACCUGCUCUUCGGCACUGACUACCCCUUCUUUCACGACCCGCCCUCCGUCUUCUAUGACUGGAAGAUGGGGAUGGCAGUCCCACGGGAUAUCGCAGCCGCCUACCUACUACAGGGAAGCUUCUAUGGCCAUUCCAUCUACGCCACGCUGUACAUGGACGCCUGGCGCAAGGACUCUGUGGUCAUGCUCAUCCACCACGUGGUCACCUUGGUCCUCAUUGUCUCCUCCUAUGCUUUCCGGUACCACAAGGUGGGCAUCCUUGUGCUCUUCCUGCAUGACAUCAGUGAUGUGCAGCUGGAGUUCACCAAGCUCAAUAUCUACUUCAAGUCCCGCGGAGGAUCUCACCACCGGCUGCACGCGCUGGCCGCAGACCUGGGCUGCCUCAGCUUCAGCCUCAGCUGGUUCUGGUUCCGCCUCUACUGGUUCCCGCUCAAGGUCCUGUAUGCCACGAGCCACUGCAGCCUGCGUGCCGUGCCUGACAUCCCUUUCUACUUCUUCUUCAACGCACUCCUGCUCUUGCUCACCCUCAUGAACCUCUAUUGGUUCCUGUACAUCGUGGCUUUUGCUGCCAAGGUGCUGACAGGCCAGGUGCGCGAGGUGAAGGACGUGCGGGAAUACGAUACAGCAGAGGCCCUGAGCCCCAAGGCCGGCAAAGCUGAGAAGCCUCUGAGGAACGGCCUGGUUAAGGACAAGCGCUUCUGAACCCCUCGACCCCGGCCCCGCCGCCCAGGACCCAGCCCCAUCCAACUGCGCCCCCCGGGGACCGCCACGCUGCUCCCUCUCCUCGCGCCCCGGGACC